Messenger RNA from Talpa occidentalis (Iberian mole), 846 nucleotides. Its product is annotated as asialoglycoprotein receptor 2-like. The annotation marks the transcript as partial. The record is from RefSeq and is a predicted model, not a curated record. NCBI's taxonomy places the organism in Eukaryota, Metazoa, Chordata, Mammalia, Eulipotyphla, Talpidae. The transcript has 7 exons. Gene Ontology annotation, molecular function: signaling receptor activity.
GGACUCCCCUGCCUCAGCCCCUCCUGCGGCAGCGUUUCUGCUCCAGGCACAGGCUCAGUCUGCUCGCCCUGAGCGUCAACAUCCUGCUGCUGGUAGCCACGUGUGUGAUCGGGUCCCAAAGAACGCAGUUGCAGAUGGAGUUGUGGACCCUAAAAGAAAAAUUCAGCAACUUCUCCUCUAGCACCCUGAUGGAGAUGGAGGCUCUGAGCUUCCAUGGAGGCAGCUCUGGGAACAAAGUGACAUCUCUAGAAACCAAAAUGAACAAACAGCUGUUGGACCUGAAAACAUAUCAUUCCACCUUGCUCCUUCAUCUGAAGCACUUCUCAGGGGAUCUGCGCACCCUGUCUUGUCAGAUGGCGUUCUUCCGCAGCAACGGCACAGAGUGCUGCCCGGUUAACUGGCUGGAGCAUGGAGGCAGCUGCUACUGGUUCUCUCGCUCUGGGAAGACCUGGCCGGAGGCUGAGAAGUACUGCCGGCUGGAGAACGCCCACCUGGUGGUCAUCAACACCAGGGAGGAGCAGAAAUUCAUUACACAGCACACGGAGCCCUUCCAUACCUGGAUAGGCCUCACUGACAGUGAUGGCACCUGGAGAUGGGUGGAUGGCACAGACCAUAGGCUUAACUACAGGAACUGGGCUCCCUUGCAGCCAGACGACUGGACGGGGCACGAGGUGGGUGGAACUGAGGACUGUGCGGAGAUGAGGCCGGAUGGCCGCUGGAACGACGACUUCUGCCUGCAGAUGUACCGCUGGGUGUGUGAGAUGAAGUUGAACAUCACGGGCUAGGAGCCCGUCCUCCAGCAUGUCUUUCUGAUCUGCACCCUACCCAGCCCUGUCCCAGCUUUUU